Molecule: messenger RNA, 1316 nt
Organism: Paramecium pentaurelia
Lineage: Eukaryota; Ciliophora; Oligohymenophorea; Peniculida; Parameciidae
Source: the annotation of a GenBank genome assembly
AUGUAACAAGUCAAUUAAUUGAACUCCACUUAAUAACACAUAUUUUCCCAUUUGACUUAAGCUCCCCCUGAUCAAAUUUUUGGAAUUAUGAAUGCUUAUAAAGCAGACACUUCCGAUAAUAAGAUAGAUCUUGGUGUAGGAGCCUAUCGUACAGAUGAGGAAAAACCAUAUGUAUUUGACGUUGUGAAAAAAAUUGAAUAAGAGAUCAUUAACGACAAUACAUUAAAUAAAGUAUGAGUGAUAUUUAGAAUUAUUAAGGAAUAUUUACCAAUUGAAGGUUUGCCUGAUUUUAACAAGGGCUGUUAGAUGUUAUUAUUUGGCAAAGACAAUCCCUUAAUUGAAAGUGGAAGAAUUGUAACAGCUUAAUGUUUAGGAGGGACAGGAGCUCUUAGAGUAGGAUUUGAUUUUGUUAAAAGACAUUUAGCAGGGGAUGUCUAUGUCUCGAAUCCAACAUGGAGUAAUCAUAAUCAAAUUCUUGACAGAACAGGAUUAAAUUAAGUAAAUUACCCAUAUUAUGAUCCUAAUACAAAAGGAUUUAAUUGUUCAGCAACUCUUGAUUGUCUAUCAUAAGCUAAAUAGGGUUCAAUAGUAUUAUUACAUGUUUGUGCUCAUAAUCCAACAGGUGUUGAUCCAACUGAAACUGAAUGGUUAUAAAUUGCUGAUGUUUGCAAAGCAAGAAAUUUAAUACCAUUUUUUGAUUGUGCUUAUUAAGGAUUUGCUAGUGGAUGUAUUGAAAAGGAUGCAUUUGCUGUUCGUAAAUUUGCUGAACUAGGAUUUUAAAUGAUUGUUGCUUAUUCUUUCUCAAAAAAUAUGGGUUUAUAUAAUGAAAGAGUUGGAGCAUUACAUAUUGUCACACCUAAUAAGGAGAUUUCUGCAAUAGUAUUAAGCAAUUUAAAAAUUGUAAUCAGAACUCUGUAUUCUUGUCCUCCUGCUAUUGGAGGGAGAAUUGCAAGUAGGAUUCUUUGUAAUGAGAAAUAUUUCAAAGAAUGGAUUGAAGAAUUGAAUACAGUUACAGGACGUAUAAUACGAAUGAGAACUCUUCUAAAGAAUGAAUUAGAUAAGCUUAAUGUUUAAGGAAAUUGGGAUCACAUUACUAGAUAAACAGGAUUCUUUACAUUUACAGGUUUGACACCAGAGUAAUGUGAUAAAUUGACAUAAGAACAUCAUAUUUAUUUACUUCGAUCAGGAAGGAUGUCAAUGGUAUAAAUUCUUAUUUAUUAUAUAGGCAGGAAUAACUUCUAAAAAUGUAAGUUAAUUAGCAGAAGCAAUUAAAAUUGUUGUCUAGAAUGAAUGUGAUAUAUUAUUAAAUAAUUGAA